Messenger RNA from Pseudomassariella vexata, 1428 nucleotides. RefSeq lists its product as uncharacterized. Gene Ontology annotation, cellular component: nucleus; cytoplasm. Bases 1 to 1428 code for a protein of 475 amino acids. Gene Ontology annotation, molecular function: phosphatase activity. The record is from RefSeq and is a predicted model, not a curated record. Gene Ontology annotation, biological process: DNA damage response. The transcript is spliced from 5 exons. NCBI's taxonomy places the organism in Eukaryota, Fungi, Ascomycota, Sordariomycetes, Amphisphaeriales, Pseudomassariaceae.
AUGGCGCUCGAUCCGAAAACCCCAUCGUACGUGACGAGCGACAAGACAUCAUUCGCCUACAUAUCUGCCCGAGAUCGGUGGCCAGUUAUCAUCACAGGUGCAAUCGACGACACGUACCGCUCCGUCAUGUCCAGUAAUGACACCGCCAAGGAAGAAGAGGGCAAGAAGAUUGUCGAGGAACUGGCGCGGCUGAAGUACGAGUUGCAACACGACCGACAGCUCACUCCCCUUCGAGAUGAUGGACAGCCCGACAUAACGCUGUACAACCAGGAGCUUGAGAAGCUGGGAACGCCGACAUGGUUCAACCUUCCAUGGCUCUUCAGCGAGUGCUACCUCUAUAGACGCAUGCAGACAUCCUUCAGUCUUUCGACUUGCUGGAAGAACUACGAUGUUUUCGCGCGGCAAAAGAUCAAUACUUUCCGAUCGUCACGACCCGCUGUCAUCGAACUCGCCUCGCGAUAUCAAGACCUCGUUACACAGAUGGCAACAGAUAAAAGCAAGACAGGCCCAGAAGCAGAGGAGGCGCAAAAAAUUCUAUUCUACGAGAUGUGCGAAAUCUGCUUAUGGGGCAAUGCCACCGACCUGUCAUUGCUGACCAGCUUGACAUACGAAGAUAUACAGAAGCUGCAGGGCUCCGAGGCGCGCAAGAAUAGCGAGAAGAACAUAUUGGUGAACGACCUAGGAGCUGCAUAUGACGUACUCAAAAAGGCCCGUGACGAGGGUAAGAAGGAGCGUCGAGUCGACAUUGUGCUCGACAAUGCCGGUUUUGAACUGUACGUGGACCUUAUCCUUGCGGGGUACCUGCUCUCGGCCGGCCUGGCAACGACCGUCGUCCUGCAUCCCAAGUCAAUGCCGUGGUUUGUUUCCGAUGUACUGCCAGCCGAUUUCGCAGCCCUGCUCUCGGCACUUGCGAGCCCGAAAUCCUUCUACGAGACGCCUUCGGAAGACGAGGAACGGCAGAACAAGACGCCUGCGCCGCUAUCAGACAAGGAGGCAGAGCAACUGAGCUUCUUGUUCCAGGAGUGGGCACGAUUCCAUGCAGAGGGGCAACUCAUCAUGCGCCCGAACCGAUUCUGGACGCACGGAGGGAGCUUCUGGAGGUUGCCAGCUGAAGAGAAGGAACUGCUUGAGGAUCUGAAAUCGAGCGAAUUGGUCAUUUUCAAGGGUGAUCUUAAUUAUCGCAAGUUGACUGGUGAUGUUGCUUGGGAUCCAGCAACACCCUUCACGGAAGCCAUUGGACCUCUUGGGCCCGGUUCCGGUGUCAACAUCCUUGCACUCCGCACAUGCAAGGCGGAUGUCGUUGUCGGGCUGGACUCAGGUAUAGACGAAAAGCUCCGCGCGAUGGAAGGUGGGGGCGGUGCUAGUGGGAAGAGAGAGUGGGCUUGGAGUGGGAAGUGGGCUGUUGUGUCUUUCUCAGGUGGUAAGUAG